GGCUGCUGCUUUAUAAACCACAGUUCUCAGCUCAGCUAACUUAGACAUUGCUUCUUUCAACUUCUUUUCAGUCUGCUUUGGACAGCUUUUGACUACAGCUAUGCUGCCCGAUUCAACUUCAGCUCUUCUUCUCCUGAGUGUCCUUCUUGUUCACUCCUCUGUUCUGUCCUGUCUUAUCGGGACCCAAAGACAGUGUGAUGUUGCUCGUUUUGUACCAGGCUACAAUAUGGUGGGGAAAGGUUUUGAUAUAGUCACACUGCAAAGAAAAAGAGCUCAUGUGAUUGAUGUGAAGACUUACCUGAACGCCAGAGAAACCUGCAUUCUCUGCUCCAACCCUCUUCAAAACCAUGCCUACCAAAAACUUCCAUUAUCUGUUGUGGACUGGAGUGCCAGCAGUCAAUGCAGUGCUGACAUCAUCAGCAGUUAUCACACCUCUGUUAGCUCUCUGAUUAAGGCUUACACAUCCCAAGACACCAAUGAUUGGACGUCUGGCUUGGAAAUUGAAAAGGUUUUGUUUGACAACUUCGAUGUGGGAGGAACCGGCUCCAAUGCCUACAAGUUCGCUUCACAACAGAUCGAAGAGGACCGCUACACUUUCAGCACACACAGUGUCACCUGCAACCACUAUAAAUUUAUAUUAUCACCCACACCUCCCUUAAGCGUAGAGUUCAAAAAGCAGUUAGACAUCCUGCCAAGUCACUACAACUACUCUACUGAGAAUGAGUAUAGAAAGCUCAUACAGACCUAUGGCACACACUAUUUCAGACUGGUUGAUCUUGGAGGGCGACUGAGACGACUGAUAUCUUCACGAAGUUGCUUGUCCACCCUGAAUGGGUUAACCUCACCUGAGAUCCACUCCUGUUUAUCUAUGGGUGUUGCUGUUGGAUUGGGAAAGUUGAAAAUCUCUCAUGUCCCGAAGUCUUGCAUGGGUGUCCUACUAAACCAGGAUUCUGCCACUAACUUCAGCUCUGGUCUCCACCGAUACUACUCAGAGGUGUCAGGAGGAGAUGGUUGGUUGGGGGAGUUUUCAAUUUCCAAAAGUCAUUCCACAGCCCACAUGAACUGGCUAAAGAGCCUGAUAGGAUAUCCAGAGGUUGUAUCGUUCUCCCUUCGACCUCUCUAUCAGCUCGUGCCAAAUAAGCUUCAACAGGCAGGGGUGAAAACUGCUAUUGAACAGUAUUUGGAGGACACGUCUGUGAAGAAAUCACCCCAAGAGCCAGACUGUGAGGGUUCUACUCUUAACAUGUCUUAUAACUGCUGCCCUAUGCACGCCUCAAGGGGAAAUCUAUCAGUGACCAUUGUUCGAGGCUGGAAUCUAUACGGAGAUGUGAUUGGAAAGACUGACGGCUAUGCCAAGAUGUACUAUGGUUCCAUAUCCCACCAGACCCAAGUGAUUGUAUCCGAUGAUCCUCAGUGGAACGCUGAGUUUGAUUUGGGCAAGGUGGACACAAGCCUGGCUCUGAAGAUUGAGGUUUGGGAUGAAGACCCUAAAUAUGACGACCUCCUCAUAGAGUGCGAGAAGUACCUGAUCCCGGGCACUCACACUUUCACAUGCAAAUCAGCGUUAGGAAAUGUUGAGGUUAAAUACACGCUGACCUGUGACCCACAUCUGACUGGAGAAAAGUGCAGCCUUUAUAAACCAACUCCUUAGUGACAGGAAAUUGGUGAAUAUUUUGAAUGAAAGCAUUUCAUUUCAUCAUGUAACAUUAACUCACUAAAUCUGAUAGAAACUCACAAAUUACACUUAAUCACUGAACUUUGUUAAAGAUCUAGCUAAAUGUGUAAUUAUCAUACAAUGAAAAAAAAUCAAGAUUCUGUGUAACAUUUAAUCACAAGAAAUAGCUAUAUUUUAAUAUAUGCAACCAGAAAUUGUGUUCCCUUUAAUGACAAUAAAAUUUGUGAAAUUGA
Molecule: messenger RNA, 1908 nt
Organism: Xiphophorus couchianus (Monterrey platyfish)
Lineage: Eukaryota; Metazoa; Chordata; Actinopteri; Cyprinodontiformes; Poeciliidae
Product: perforin-1-like
Exons: 10
Coding region: 101-1651 (516 amino acids)
Biological process (GO): T cell mediated cytotoxicity; immunological synapse formation; defense response to virus
Cellular component (GO): membrane
Molecular function (GO): wide pore channel activity
Source: RefSeq, a predicted model, not a curated record